Molecule: messenger RNA, 808 nt
Organism: Cyanistes caeruleus (blue tit)
Lineage: Eukaryota; Metazoa; Chordata; Aves; Passeriformes; Paridae
Source: RefSeq, a predicted model, not a curated record
ACAGGAAAAAAAUGAAACAAGACAAUUGUAUGAGGAACUUCAUAGCGACAUAGAAAGAAUGACAGUGGCAUUUGAAAAGCUUCAUAUGCAAGCAGAGAAGGACAGAUUGGAAAAGAGCAUCAAAUUAAAAGAAGAAGCAGAAAAGGUGGACAAGUUUGAACAGGAAUGCAAACUGGAAGUCAGUCAGAAGGAAAAGCAGAUUUCAGCUAUUACCAUACAGAGAGAUGAAAAAGAUGGUGUAAUAGAAGACAUCAAGGCUCAGCUGAAGGCGUCACAAAAUAAGAUUGCUGACUUAAUAGAAGCAAAAUUACGUGAAGAAGAAAUGUUAAAGGAAUCCCAGGCCAGUCAAGAACAUUUGAGGGCAGAGCUGGAAGAGGCUAAAAUUUCACUGCAAAAAGCAGAGGUCACUGGAGAAAAGGAAGCACAGGAGGAAGAAUGUAAAAAAAUGGAAGCUUUGCUUGCAGCCCUGACAGAGGAGUUUGAGACUUCUACUGCCAAUUUGAAAAGCUUACUGCAAAAGGAGCAAAAUAGAUUAAAGGAAUAUGAAGACAAGUCAAAGCUGCUUACCUUGGAGCUCCAAAAUAAGUCUGCUGAGCUGGAGGAGAUGACUAAAGUAAAAUGUGACAAAGAAGUGCAACUUGAAGAGCUGUCAGAAACUCUGAAAGAAAUCCAUGAUUUGAAAGUACAGCUGAAAAGGAACAAGAUUAUUUAAACCAGCUUUUGACUCUGAAAACAGAUCUUGAACAAGAGGAGUAUGACCAUUUUGAAAAUACAGUGUUUAAUUUUUUUUGGUGUUAUAUAGAAGUUA